AAGUCGUAAUAAUGUUUGGCAGUGAUAUGUAUUUAUAGGUUAAAAUAUUUAUCAGUCUAAUGGGGCUUAUAUUUUGUUUUGAAGUAUCAUUAUAUGUUUUUUAUUAAGUGAAAGUAGCUGACCACAACAAUUUUGAUAUUGUAGAUGUAUACGUUUUUUGUUAAAUCUUAUGAAAUGAUUCAGUAAAUGAAGACUGUCAUAUCAUGGCAAACUUAGAGAAACUGAUAAAAUCGCUGGAGAACUUGAAAGUUCUUCAGCUUUCACCACAUAUUAACGAUGAAUCUACUCUGAGGAAGAAGGACAAGAUCGCGCACUGCCUGGUCAUAGCGGACGCCAUGUGCGGGGCGAGCGUCAAGGGCACGCCCAACUUCUCCCACCUGCUCAGCAUCACCAUCGAGAUGCUGCUGCAGCUCUGCGACGACGCCAGCUCGGACGUGCGCAUGGUGGCCGACGAGAGCUUGAACAGGAUAAUAAGGGCAAUGGUGGACAACAAUGUAGUUAAGAUUUUAGUGGAACUCCACAAAGAAAUCAAAAAGAACGGGAACGCUCGCUCUUUGAGAGCUGCUCUUUGGAGGUUUUCGGAGUUGUGUCACAUGAUAAGGCCCCAGAAGGGUAAGCCGUACAUGCUGAACCUGAUCCCGUGCAUCAUGCACGUCGCCCAGCGCCCCGAAGAGCCGAUCCUCGAGACGCUGGCCGCGGCCAUGCACAAGAUAUUCAGAGCCUUGGGGAAGUUCGCCAGCGACAACGACGUGAAGUCUGUGCUGAAAGUAUUCUUGCAAAACUUAUCUUCUUGCUCUCCCGUGGUCCGUCGAACUGCGGCCUCGAGCAUCUUGGCCGUUUGUCUUCACUGUCGGAAGCCUCACAUCAUGAUCACGUACAUACUGAACAUUCUGCUUGACUGCGUGGUGCCCGUGCGAGAGACCCACUCCGCGAGCACGGUCGUGGGGGUUCUGGGCUGCCUCCGCCAGAUCCUGCCCCACGUGGGCGCGGCGGCCGCCGGCGAGGAAGAGAUGAAGGGCAGCUUCGGCGAGCGCCACAGGCACCUCGAGUCGCCGCAAGCCGUCGACAGGCUCCUGCAGGUGUACGAGUUGUCUCUCCACUACACGGCCCACGCCGACCACAACGUGGUGAUCGCCGCGCUGGAGACCUUGCACCAGCUCCUCCAGUCCCCGUCCGAAGACCUCGUCUCCCUGCUGCUGUCGCCCCGGGGCAUCGGCAGGAGUCGGGUCCACGUCGCGGAGGGCGGCGAGAAGCUCUCCCAUCGCUCCCUCAGUCAGAUGAGUAUUUAUCCAUCCCAAGCGGCGAGUGACCUCAGUUCUCUGCUGGACACUGACGUUGAUUCUGGAGAUAUCAGCGUGGCAUCUUCGGUCGAGAAAUGGGUGAACGAAAGUCGACCUGGCAUCAUUUUCUCGAGCUCCCUCGCGAACAGGGUCCCGGGGAGAUCGGAAACUGUUUUGGACAAGCACGGGAAAGCCGACGCUGUUUCGGAGAAGCAGGAGGAUGAUGAGGAUGACGACGAAAGCUGCAAUACUUCUGUCAUGGACGAAGGUGGCGGGGAGUACUCAAACAUCAAAAUUGGUUUGAUUAAAGAUUCUGACGACAUAGCGAUGUAUAGUCCUCGUCGCCCCCUUGCGGAGACUGCUCAGUCAUCAAUGCAGAGUGACGAGACCAAGCAAGGAAUAGACGACGAACAGCAGAGCUUCUACUCUGCCUCCAUGUCUCCCACGCCGUACCAGUCGGAAGUGCCGUUCGCACCGUGCGACGUGGGCUCCUACACGGACGCCGAUGUUCCGUUGAAGCACUGCGCGCGCCACUUGGCUGUCUCGUUCCUGCUGACCGGCUGCUGCGGGUGCACCAUCCCCGACAGGAGCGUGCGCGUGAGCGUCAAGUCCUCGGCGCUCGGUUGCAUCGCCGGCAUCCUGCGCUUGGCUCCCGGCAUCUUGCUCGUGCCGCUGGACAAGGCGAAGACGACCGGCCGUUCCUCAGAAGGUGCCCAAGCGGUGAGCGAUGUCCUGCUGUACGCUUCCCAUUCCGACCCACAGCUGCGUGCCCUCGUCAUCGUGGCGGUCGCGAACCUUCUGAAAUCGGUGAUGAUCCGGUCCGGGGGAAAUUUUGACAGUUGGCUGGGCGACGUGAAGUUGGUUUCUCUUCCACAACUUGUGCAACUCAUACUGAAGGGCCUGGGCGAUGAAUCGUCAGUCUGCUGCAGACAGACGCUGGUGGCGGUCUCGCUGUGUCUCCCCGAGCUGCUGGAGAGCAUGCACAGUUCCGAGGUCUCGGAGAUCCUCUCAGCUCUCCCCGACAUGGUGACCAACUCGUACUGGCUCGUCAAGGUGAAGCUAGCAUCUGUGUUUAGUGAAUUGCCGUACGUCACGAUACACCAUGUCACUGGGGACUGCAAGUUCCAAGAUAACGUACUGAAUGCACUUCUUUUGGUUCUCUUGCAAGAUGAAGACACCAGGGUGAGGCAUGCUGCGGCAGAAUCUGUUGUCAGGAUCGUACCAAGGCUGCUGUUCCCGACGGACCAUCCGGGGCGGGACGCGGCCACGGCGAAGGCGGCGCGGCUGACGGCCGCCUACGUCUCCCCGCUGCUGGAGGGGGGUGCCCCGUCGUCGCUCGCCCCGCCACCCAGCGUCAGCAGCCUGCCCCACCCGUUCGACGUGGGCCGCUGCAGCCGGUACGUGGCCGGGCUGGACUCGGCGCUCUCCCGGGUCGUCGGCCGGCUGUCGCAGCUCGUGCUGUCGUCGCACUCCAGGCACCUCGUGUACGGAUGCUGUGAAGCCCUUGCUCUCCUCUCAGAACAGUAUCUGACGACCGUGUAUUCCCGGGCCUGGAGUUGCCAGCUGGCAGCCAGUGCUGACAUGAAGCCCAACAACAAAAGAAAAUUAAGUGAGGUGUCCACGUCGAAGGAAGCGGUGCCGAGUGCCGCGGAAGGGCUGUUCGCCACCGUGAUGUCCCUCCUGGCGGCCUCGCCCAUAUCCGUGGACCUCGGCUGCCAGCAGUGGCUCCUGCAGGUGGCCGGCAGUCUCUUCUCAGGUUUAGCUGUGAAUCAUUUGCAUCAGUUCGAGAUACUUUCACCAUCAGAACCAAAUACUGCCCCUAAGCAGCUUUGGGGCAUGUUCACGGACAAGAAGCUGGGUGUGCUGUCGGAGCAGCUGCUGGUGCACGUGGCGAGGCUCCUGUGCGUGUUCGUCCACGUGCUGGAGGAGACGGCCCCGAGCGUCCCCGCCCCCAAGCCGUCCCUCCCGUCGCUGCCGACGGCGCCCUCCUUGUCCCCCAUGAAGCGCAAGACCAAGGCAGACGCAGCGGACGCCGUCAGGACCAGGGGCUCGUCGCCCGUCAAGUCGGCCGCAGAUCGGGAAGAGAAGCUGGAAGAGAAAAGAGGCGUGCGCAGUACCACGAUGGGUCUUUUCGCCAACCUGCCUCACUACAUGAAACUUUACGACAUGAUCAAGAGUGCAUACACAAAUUAUAAGAUCACGCUUGACAACGCAUCCAGCGAGAAGUUUGUGUGUCUGCUUCAAACGGUACUGAAAACAUUGUCGCAGUUACUGGAGGUUUCAACGUUAUGUGAAGUGGGCCGAAUUGUGGAAGAAAUAUUAGCAUACAUGCGCUUGACCAUCACAGUUGAACCAUCCCACACAAUCAUAUGCGUACAGCAGUUGCUGAAGUGUUUGUUCGGGACGAACGUCACGUCCCAGUCGCAGUUCAUCAACGAGAAAUCGUUCCCUGCCCACACUGGCUGCGGCGCGAGUCAGUCGGCCGACCUGAGCGGCUUCUACGGGGUGUGCUUCCAGGCGCCGUACCGACAGCUGGCCAGCUGCAUAGCCUCUUCGGGGAGCAGGAUCGACAAACCCAGCAACUCAACAUGGCUGUCGUAUUUUCUUAAGAGAGGUGAAAGAAAAUUUUCCAGUGCAUUGAAAGGAGUAAAUCGUGGAACGGACAAAACUGCUCUGGCAUCGUAUAUUCGCUUAUUCGAACCAAUGGUCAUCAAAGCUUUGAAGCAAUACACGGUGACGAGCGACGUUCAGCUGCAGUGCAGAGUCCUGCUGCUGCUGAGCCAGCUGGUGCAGCUUCGCGUCAACUACUGCCUGCUGGAUUCCGACAAGAUCUUCUUCGGCUUCGUCCUCAGGCAGUUCGAGUUUCUGGAAGAAGGUCAGAUCCCGCAGGCAGAAGACCUUAUCCCGAAGAUCUUCUACUUCCUGGUGCACCUGUCCUACGAGAAGCACCACUCCAAGAGCAUCACGGGCAUAAGCGAGAUGAUACAGCUGUGCAACGGCCUGAUGGCGAGCGGCCAGCCGCCGGUCUCCCACUGCAUACCGGCUCUUGUUCCCGUAGUGGAAGACGUUUUCCUGGUGAGAGGGACGAGUGGCAGCCCUGCGGACCUGAAGGAUCUCGACACACAGAGGGAGUGUCUCAUCUCUGUGAUGCUGCGUUUGGUGGAAUAUCACCAGGUGCUGGAGCUUCUGGGCGUGGUGCUGGGGGAGUCGCGGCAGGGCUGCGACUGGGAGGAGCGGUGGCGCCGCUGGUCGCGCCAGGCGGCCGACGCCCUCCUGCCGCUGCUGGCCCGGGGGCGAGUGCGCCUGGAGCAGCGCGGGGCCCAGCUCGCCCUGCACCGCCUGCUGGGCGCCGCGUCGCCCUGCGUGUUCCGGCCCGCCGACCCCCUGCUGCGCGUGCUGUUCGCCGAGCCCCCGCGCCCGCUGUCGCGGCCGGCGACGGAGCGCUGGCUGGGCGCCGUGCUGGCCAUGCUGCUACUGCUGGUGUCGCAAGGCAAGGAGGAGGCGGUGCUGGCGCGGCUCGGCGAGCUGGGGCUGCGCGCACCGCCCCCGGCAUCCGUGUUCCGCGACGACGACGACCCGCUGGAUGCCGCCGCUGCCCUCGGCCGGGAGCCCCUCCUGCCGGAGCAGGUCAUGGCGAGGUUUCUGCUCCGAGUCAUUGGCCUGGUGAGCAGCCAGGUGUGCAAGGGCGUGUUCAGCCCGAUCACGAGCGAGGACUGUCACUACCUCCAUGAGCAGUUCUCUUGUCUCCUCCUCUUCUGUAUCCACAUGUUCGAGUCAGGUAGUUACUGUCGAGUUGCGAAAGCUAUGAUGCACAUGGUGGAUGCGAAAAAUUGUGACGAGAAUUCCGCACCCAUGGAUGAGCUCAACAUGUUGUUUCUGAAACUGGCCACUAGAUGUCCGCUGCUUGCUUUCCAGUGGUGCUAUCUUCUGACAUUGCUCAACUAUCAGAAUCAAGACUUCUGGGCACAGGUGCUACGGGAACCUCAUGAGCUUAUUCUGAACCAAAGGUGCACAGAAAAACCCAUGCAGUCGCCAUGUAUUAACCUGGAGAUUGUGAGGAAAGGUGGAACCAUAUUAUUCUGUGAUUUUGCGUGUGACAAUCUCGGAGAUGCAGAGCAGCUUUCAUGGCUGCUUGUCAACCACAUCGAAGAGAUAGUGCUGCUGUCGACUGAGCCUCCGAUACAGGAACUUAUUGCAGCAGUCAACAGAAACUCUGCUGCGAGUGGUCUGUUAGUUCAAGCAGUUGGCUCAAAAUGCCAAGAUCUUUCAAAGCCGAGCUUCGUGUGCCGCAUGCUGCGCUGCCUGGAGGGCGUGCACCCGGCCCAGAGCGGCGCCGUGCUGCUGCUCCUGGUGCCUCGCAUGCUGGCGCGCCGGCAGCUGGCGCCCGCGCGCCUGGCCGGCGCCCUGGCGUGCCGCCGCGCCGAGCUGCUGCUCACCAUGGGCGUGGCGGAGGUGGCGACCCAGCUGGCGCGGCAGGACCUGCGCGGCAUCCUGGUCGCCCUGGCGUCCACCGGCCUCGCCAGCAAGCAUAAUGGAUUGAUGAGCUUGCUGAAUAAACUUGGUUCUCAGUUCUACGAUAUGCCACCUUUAGAAGGAGAAGAGAGGAAUGCAAACUUCAAUGUAGGCAGUAUUCACUCUAUAAGUCUCGACAAAGCAUGGUUCUUUGCGCAAGUAAAACACAGAUGUUGCCAAAAAGAUGUCUCAGGAAUGGAUUCAGCACAGAUGCUAAGCAAGUUGGACUAUGACGAAAUUCUUAGUGUUUUUAGCUGUGAAAACUUCAAUAUUUCUGUAUUGGAGGAUUGUCUUAAAUUGGCAACACAGCUCACACUUCAGCAGGCGUUCCAGAACGCCCCCGCGUCGGCCGCGGGCUACGCGGACGCCGUCAGUUUCGUGGCCGCGGACGAGACGCUGUCCUUGCUGGAGUCCCAGUUGUACCGGGCCUCCCGGCUCUCCCUCCUGCAGCACGUCACCAGCGUGGUGGCUCUCGUGCCCGCUCCCCAUCAGGUUUAUAGUCCAAUAGGAAGAGACCCGACGUGCAAGGAGACCAAAUACUCUGACGAUGUGAACCAGCUGUUCUUGGAUUCGUCGUUUUGGAACACGCUGUUCCAAGUGGCACCUGCUGUCACGUGCUACCUGGACUCCCAGCGCAAGUUGUCUCAAGGCGUGUGGCCAGGUUUGGCACAGGACUCGUGGGAGGAUCUGGCAAAAUUCGGAGUUAUUUGCUUGGAGGCGGUACAGUGGCUGCUCUCCGCGUCUGGCCAGAGCCCUUCUCGUCCUGCGCUGAGCUGCCACCAGGCGGGACUGGCUUGUGCCGACGCCGUUCUCAAGGAGCUGAACCUGGGUGCCGUCAUAGGGCACAGCGCGCACGUUUCGUGGCUGGCGUCCGCCUGCGGAGCAGUCACCGCUACCGUCAACUUUUUGCUGGCAGGAGAGAAACUACCAGUGAUGCCGCCGUCAGGUCUCUGUUUUUCCUCGGAAAAUCCUGAUGCGGUGAGUGCUGCAUACUCAUGUCAUCAGAUGGCCACGUUAGUGCUCUGGCUGGAGAAAACUCAUUCAAAAAUGCUGGGCAUUCCAAGAUUUUUGGCAGGAUCACUCAAAAGCUUGAUUGUGACGCUCUCUCGGAUGCCUGUAGUCAAUUCAUUUGUUGCCACACCGCCAGAGGUUUGGCAGCAGGGUUGGACUGUCGAGCUGAGUGGUCUAUUGAAGACAAUAGUGCCGCCUUUACCAGUGGAAUAUUUGCAGGAUGUCGACCUUCUUCAGCAGCUGAUUUUCAGAGUGACAUUGCUCGGCUGGACAAGCAGACAACAGUUCGAGGAGACUUGGGUUAGUUUGUUGAGCGUUCUCAGUUCACACCAGACUGAGAACAUGCCUUUGGAAGAAGCAGGAAUCACAGCGCAGACCAGCGGCUUGGCAGUAGGUGCCAUCACUGCCUUGCUGGUGCAGACGCUCCUGCUCCCAAUGCCGGGGAACCCAAACACGAGUCGAGUCGUCCACCAAUCAAGGGACAAGCCACUGUCUCAUUUCAGCUGCUAUGAAGAACUAAAAACCAUUCACGAACUGCUGUGCUGGAAGCUGCAAGACCAAGAGCUGAUGGGGGACGGUUUCAGAUUGGAACAUGUCUUCCAAAGGGGUAAUUUAGAGAGACUGAAUAACAACACAAGGUUUGGCUACAGCCAGGUGUGUCUGGAGUACCUGUGGACCGGCGCGAGGAUCCUGGGGGAAGAUGGCGCUCCGGGAGGGCGCAUGAGUGGGACAGUGUCGGGCGCGUGCCUGGAGCGAGAGCAGUGUCUGGCGGCCAGCGGGCUGGACCUCCACUCCUGCCUGCACUUCCUCCUCGACCUGUACUCCCAGUGGACGCUGCUGCAGUCGAGGACGCCGCUGCGGCUGCUGAACGAGGCGAUGUGCUCGGUGCUGUCCAUCUCGGACCUGUUCACGGAGCGGGCGCAGUUCCAGUGGAUGCUGGACACCUGCCUGGAGCUGUCGAGGAGCCACCCGCCCGAGGACGAGAUACUCCACCAGUACCUGGUGCUCGGGGCGUGCAAGGCGGCCGCAGUGCUGGGGAUGGAUGCGGAGGUGCUGGAGCGGGUGAAGAAGCUGGUGGAGGGCGGCCUGAAGAGCGCGUUCCUGCCGUCGAGGGUGGCCAGCCUGCACGGCAUCCUGUACCUGCUGCAGGGCUGCCGGGCCGGGCCCGGGCCGGGGCUCUCCGAGGAGACCCUGCAGAUCGUGCCCUUGGCCAUCGAGUACGUACAGAAGUACAUCGACAGCUCCGUGAGCGCGGUGAGCGAGGAGCACCAGCUGGCGAUGUGGGCGCUGGUGUUCUACCUCCUGGAGAAUGUGGAGGAGCGGACGACGGAGACGGAGCUGACGCCCGUGGUGCUGCAGUUCACGCUCGCCCCGGCCACGUACCGGCUCCUGCCCCUUCAGCUCCGCCUGUGCCUGCUCCAGGGCUUGGAGAGGCUGGUGGUGUCCAAGUCGGUGGGGGGAAAGGUGCGCGAGCAGGUGACCAAGCUGGCCGUCGAGCAGCUGCGGCACUCGAACCCGCGCGUCUUCCUGCCGGCCUUGCAGCUGCUGCUGUCGUGCAUGUACACAGGAAAAUCGGAAAGAAAAGAAAGUUCACAAGACGGGGAAAGUAAAAGAGAAGACACUGAUCCAGAGUUACUAAUUGAGGCCAUGGAAAAAACUUCAGUGCUUUUUGACAGGAUUAAGAAGGGUUACCCGUUUGAGGUGGAACUAAUAUGUGGUGUCCUGCCAAAUCUCCUCACAGAUUUUUUUCCACCUUCCGAAAUACUAACCAAAGUAAUUGGUGAAUUUUUGUCUACGCAACAGCCCCACCCUCGUCUGUUGGCAGGUGUCGUUUUCCAGGUGUUCGAGAGAGCGUGUCAGCAGUCGCAGCUGGAGCUGCUGCAGCACUGGGUCGUUCUCAGUCUGUCCAACUUCACCCAGUGCUCGCCGGUCGGCAUGGCAACCUGGUGCCUGACCUGCUUCUUCAUCAGCGCUUCGACCAACCCCUGGCUGCGGGCCAUUUUCCCUCACGUGCAGUCGAGGAUUGGGCGAUGUGAGAGUGAAGACAGGAAGUUGCUGUGCAUCUCAGCUGCCGAUUUCUAUAACCAGUUGACUGACGAGGCACAGAAGAAGACGUUUGUCUCGACUUUGGAGGCCGCUGCAGGCCAGUCACAGCACCUCUUCUCCGACCUGAUUGCAUGUCUGUGAACGUGACUUGUCGACCGCAUGCGGCCGGCCGUAUUACUAUGGUUGUGUUCCAAAUUAGGUGGUUUGUACAGUUGCUGUACAAAUGUUCCAUUGGAGUUAAUGUAUUUGCUAUGCGAUGUUUAGGUUUACUUCCAUGAAAAUAUUUCAAACUGUAUGUUUUGAAUAUGUUUAUUGCAGAAUAGUUUUUUUUUUUACCUUUCAGUGUUAAAGUGCUUAUCUCUUACAACACAAUCUUCCAUGCAUGUAAAUUUGUUUGCAUGUGUGAUGUAUGGACUGGUGAAUGUGUGAACUGUGUGUGGUGGAUACCUCAUUUUUGUUCAUUUUUGUAUGAAUACAUGUAUACUAAUUGCAAAUCCAAUAUAUGAACAUAUAUAUUAUUUGCUGUGCACCCACUUUAUUUUCUUGUAUUAUCUGCGAGAAAUAUUUGGUGCAAUAUUUUUGUUUUUGCUUAAACUUGUGUACAAUUAACUCAUGAUUUUUUUUUUGUAAAUAUGUACAGUAUAAAAAACUUGUAAAGUAAUUGUUGAAUUUAUCGUUUAUCAUAGUCAUAUAUACACAUUCCAAAAUAUUUCUGUUUAGUAAGCUAUUUUUGUUUUGUUAAGAGCAAGUAUAAUUAAUUGUUCCUGUUGAAAUUGUUUUAUUUUUUUUUACAGUGAAUUAAAAUACAUUUCCUAUACUGAUGUUGAGCUAUUUUAUAAGAGGCCUAAUUUUUAUUUUUUGCCUAAUUAUCAAGUAUUCACAAGCUAUCUUUUAACAGAUUGUAACAAAAGUGCAAAAUAAAUAAGUGUGUGGUUGUUUAUUUA
Bacillus rossius redtenbacheri is the source of this 9793-nucleotide messenger RNA. It is a transcript of the gene htt, whose product is annotated as huntingtin. Lineage: Eukaryota; Metazoa; Arthropoda; Insecta; Phasmatodea; Bacillidae. The coding region runs from base 204 to 8990 and encodes 2928 amino acids. Gene Ontology annotation, cellular component: nucleus; cytoplasm. The record is from RefSeq and is a predicted model, not a curated record. The transcript is spliced from 53 exons.